Molecule: messenger RNA, 2817 nt
Organism: Pseudoliparis swirei
Lineage: Eukaryota; Metazoa; Chordata; Actinopteri; Perciformes; Liparidae
Gene: ttpal
Product: tocopherol (alpha) transfer protein-like
Exons: 6
Coding region: 434-1471 (345 amino acids)
Cellular component (GO): membrane
Molecular function (GO): phosphatidylinositol bisphosphate binding
Source: RefSeq, a predicted model, not a curated record
UUCUGAAUGAUAUUUGUAUAUCUUGUCAAUACAUGCUCAUAAAAGGCGUUCAUGUGCGUCCUGGGAGGUUCAAGUUAAACGCCUAUCUGGGUUGGUAUUCAGUCGUGUUAGUUGGGUCGCUUCGGUUCUCCUUAUGGUCAGAUUAUAUUAGCCACUCUUUUGUUUUAGGAUCUGACUGCUUAACAAAUGCAUACAGUUUGCAUGUCUGUAGUGUUUUAGGGAAUUGUCCUGCUCGUUUCAGCCAUCAAGGAACGUUUUAUUCCCACUAUAUGUUGUUUAGUUUGGGUUAAGAUGUAUUGAUGGAUGUAAACUAUGUGUGCAGUGGUGGAAGAAGUAUUCAGCAUCUGGGCAAAUAAUCUCUCCUGUGUUCUCCCUGCACAUCUCGGGAACCGCUCAUCCUAACUACUUGAUUCUUGCUUCACCCAGUGAGUCCAUGGCUGACCUGCAUGAGUCUAUCGAUCUCAGGUCUCCUCCAGUGGACCCGUCAGCAGCUGCAGGACACAGCUGGUUCCCUGGACCCCCUCCACCCAUGUAUUCCUGCACCCUGACCCCUGAGCUGGUGCACAAAGCCCGGGAGGAGCUCCAGGAGAAGCCAGAGUGGCGUCUGCGAGAUGUCCAAGCACUAAGAGACAUGAUAAUUAAGGAACAGCCCAACCUCAGGACCCGCCUCGACGACACCUUUCUCCUACGCUUCCUGCGGGCCAGGAAGUUUGACUAUGACCGAGCUCUGCAGCUGCUGCUCAACUACCACGCAGGCCGCAAGGCUUGGCCAGAGGUCUUCCAGGACCUGAAGCCAUCCACGGUGAAACACGUCCUGGACCUGGGCUUCCUCACAGUUCUGCCCCAGCCCGACCCCAACGGGCGAUACAUCCUCUUUCUCCGACCAGGAAAAUGGAAACCAAAUGAUUAUCCGUUUGUGGACAAUGUGAGGGCCAUUUAUCUGACUCUGGAGAAGCUGAUCCAGCCGGAGGAGACGCAGGUGAACGGUAUUGUCAUCUUAGCCGACUACAGCGGAGUGGGCAUGUCCCAAGCGUCCAAUCCGGGCCCGUUCCUCGCCAAAAAAGUUGUGAGCAUCCUCCAGGAUGGGUUUCCAAUCAGAAUCAAGGCUGUGAACAUAAUAAAUGAGCCCAGGAUUUUCAAAGGCAUCUUUGCUAUUAUUAAGCCUUUUCUGAAGGAGAAGAUGGCAGAGAGGUACGUCCUCCACGGCUCGGACCUGCGCUCUCUGCACCAGAACAUCCCGCGGUCGGUUCUGCCAGACGAGUAUGGCGGCACCGCGGGCCAACUGGACUUGUCUGCGUGGCUGAGAGUGCUGCUGGACUGCGAGGAGGAAUUCAUAGUGGAGUUCUGCCAGCCUGAUCCACUAGAGGGGGUGGUGCUGCCAGACUCCAUGCUUUUUGAAGGAGAGCAGGCCAGCAGGCAGGACGACGACACCUUCAGGGGGCUGCGCUCGCAACUUUACUCCUGUUACUGAUGCAGGCUGUGUAAAUGCAUACACUCGCAUCACUGGGAGGACAUUUUCUGUUUCAUUUGAAACAAGUGUGUCGACUUUUACAGGGCAAGUUGCCAAUAGUAUACAUGAUUUAUUUUACUAACGAAGCAACACUUCUAUAGGUGUAUAGUCUAUUGUAGUUCCCAUGUAGCCCAGAAUUAGACCAUAUUUCCAAGGCAGCUGCAGGUUCCGGCAAAGAGGUCUUUGGGAUGAGCCCAUACAUGUUUGGUCCUUUUGGUUGGCUCUCCUGUGAAAUUAUUUAUGGUACUUAAAGGAUAGGGUCACAUGUUUUAUUAUCCAUCGCCCAUAUGUACUUUGAAGCGGGCUUUGCCUGAAGAUAUCCGUCCUCUUGUUCAUACUUGAACAAAUUAUAGGGUUUAAAUUUCCCGCUUUGCGUUGUGGCAGUUUUUCUGAUACUACUUGAUCCGUCUAACUGAGGCAGCUGAAGCCUCAUAUCAGCUUCAGCUGAACUUUGAAAUGGAUUUAAAAGCAGAACCAGGACUGUGGAUUUGUCCCCCAGCAUGCCAGGGAGGGAUAUCCUAAUGGUAUGAACAGGAGGUAUGAUUAACACAAUUAACACCUGUGCUUAUAUGAGCACUGUUUUAAGACGGACAUGGAAAAUGUGAACCGUGCUUAAAUAUUUGUUCGCGAAGGAAGAAUUCCUCCAUCUAGCAGUUAGUUGGGUAUCUGCAUUUAGUCAUUAAUGCUCUGUUUGCACGGUUACAUCACCCCACAACCUAACGCAACAUGUUUUGAGUAUGUAACCGUCUAAUACAUUGCCUUGAACUGGAUUUCUCUAUGCAUCAAAAGAUACGUCGGAUUUGUGUGUACCAAAGCAAUAUUUAUGUGUAUUCUCAUCAGGGCCUGUGUUACAGAAGUGGAUAUAUAGAUUGCUGCUUUGACUAUGAGAAGGAAUUAUACAUUAGAUUUGAAAUGUUUUUGCUCAAUAUUUAACUCUUGCACAGUAUUGUAGGGCCUUUGUUUUUUUUAUCACAUAUUCUGCCUUUAUGAUGUUUUUACAAAAAACUUUUUUGUACCUGUUUGCUUGUGUUUUAUCACUCAGUCUUAUCACAAGGCCAUCACUGAUCCCGGGAGAAGUUGAACCGUUAGUCCUGAUUCUAUGGACAUCUGCUUUGCCAAAUUUCCCAUCAGGCCAUGUACAGAAAUGUGCAAUAUUGUUAGCUAUGUUUUCUUUCCGGUAGCCCAAAGCUAAUUUAAAUAGUUGUUUGUUUCGGCAUGUCUGUGACUAUAAGCACAUUGUUUUUGCAGGAUAUUUAUUGUUAGUAGUGAAGACAGUAAAGAAAAACUAAAAUGGAGAAAGUGCUAUU